AUUGGUCUCAGAAACUUCCUGCUUCGUUCUUCCUCUAAUAUGAGAUUAGGAAGCCAGCUAAAAUCAAUACCAAAAUGACUGUAUACUCGGAAUAAACAGCAGUGUGGUCAGCCCUUCGUCAGUAGCAUCAUCCUUCGCUUUACGUGUCGUGUUUUUUUGUCCGUCGUGCGGCGCUUGACGAGGAACAGCCGGCUGCCAGCUGAAGUGGAUUAUUUCGCUCGGAGGGGAUUGCAGCCAUGAUGGCGUCAAGCUACAACGCCAAAGAAGAGGACGGACAUCACUCGAGCGGCUCGAGUCAUGGCGGCGCGGGGGCUGUCAAAAGCAAAAAGCCGGACAACACGGCGUUCAAGCAGCAGAGACUGCCGGCCUGGCAGCCCAUCCUGACGGCGGGCACCGUCCUCCCUGCUUUCUUCGUCAUCGGCCUCAUCUUCAUCCCCAUCGGCAUCGGCCUGUACGUCACGUCAAACAACAUCAAAGAGUUCGAGAUUGAUUACACUGGUGCUGAGGUGUCAAGUCCGUGCUUCAACUGCGCCAAGAACUUCAGCUGGAACAGCACAACAUCCUGCAACUGCUCUGUCCCUUUCACCCUGGAGCAGCCCUUUGAGAGCAAUGUGUUUAUGUACUACGGCCUAUCCAACUUCUACCAGAAUCACAGACGCUAUGUGAAAUCCAGGGACGACAGCCAGCUGAAUGGUGAUAGGUCGUCGUUGAAGAACCCAAGCAAGGAAUGUGAGCCAUACCGGACAAGUGAUGGUCUGCCUAUCGCUCCAUGUGGAGCUAUAGCCAACAGUCUCUUCAAUGACACUCUGGAGUUGUAUUACAUUCACUCCAACGGCUCCAGCACUGCCAUCCCCCUGGUGAAGAAGGGCAUUGCGUGGUGGACAGACAAGCAUGUCAAGUUCAGGAAUCCUGGUGGAAGCAACAACAACCUCACUGCGGCUUUCCAAGGCACAACCAAGCCGGUGAACUGGAGGAAGCCGGUUUACGAGCUGGACCCCUCUGACUCGGACAACAACGGCUUUAUCAACGAGGACUUCAUUGUGUGGAUGCGCACGGCCGCCCUGCCCACCUUUCGUAAGCUCUACCGCAUCAUCCAGAAGAAGCCCAACAUGACGCCCACUCUGCCCAGUGGCAAAUACCUCCUGGAGGUCACCUACAAUUACCCCGUGCACAGCUUCGACGGUCGGAAGCGCAUGAUCCUGAGCACCAUCUCAUGGAUGGGCGGCAAGAACCCGUUCUUGGGCAUCGCUUACAUCACCGUGGGCUCAGUCUGCUUCUUCCUCGGCGUGGUCCUGCUCAUCAUCCACCACAAAUACGACAACCGCAACAACAGCGCUGAUAUCCCCAAUUAAGCCUCCACUGCCCCCCCCACCCUUCUGCAUGCCUGGGCGGCCCCACAGCCCCCACCCCGUGCUGGACUGCUCGUCGACUUUUAGCCUGAAUGCACCGGUCUCUGUAGAUGUCUGUUAAGUGUUUGUGUAAUGUUAGCACACACCUGCCGGCCUCCUUCACAGCGGUCAGGUGUCUGUUCUGGAAAACGCUGGGCUGAUAUGUAGAACAAUCAAGGCGGAGGAAGGAUGCUGGAGCUUUGGAUUCUGCGUCUGUGUGCGUACGGUGUCGCUUUUGAAGAUGGCUGCUGAAAAAUGUUGUUCCUGGUCUUCGAAUACAUAAAUGUGUUUUAUUUUCUAUUUAUCUAUACAUUAUCAAAGUACAUAUAUUUUGUCUCAGUAGUGCUUUGCGAAUGGCUUAAUUAUUGAAGGAUGUGUGUAUUUUUAAAGAGUGUUUUUGUCCAUAUUAUGUACUGUAAUAUGUCCUGCUGAUGAAUGUACCAUUCUGUUUCACUGACAUACCUCUGUGGUUAUUUUAUUGGCUUGAAUAUAUUACUGGGAGCACUGAUGGUGAACAAGAAAUACUUUACUCUUGUGAAGACAGACUAUUAAUGACAUACUAUACCAAACGUGGUAAUAUUAUCUACCCUCAGCACCCUUAGGAAUUAUUGAAUACUCAGUUUCUUAUCUUACAAAGAAAUAAUUAUUGAUGGAAAAAUGAUCCAGUAGUUGUUGAUAACAGCACAGAAAUGAUUUGUUUUUUCUAUUUUGACCUGAUCAAAUUAGAUUCUCUAUCAGUUCAGUGCUGACCAAGUGAAAUGCACUUUAACAGUGUCACAUUUUGUUAAACUUUUCCUUUUUUUUCUUCCUCAUUUCAUUCCGCCCUCCUUUUAUGAAACCGUGUUCUCGGAUAACUGAACGUGAAAUCCGAGGAAAUUGUUUAAAUCUGAAGUUUAUGGGUUUUUAUAGGGUUUGUAAGGUCGUAUUAAAGAACUGUUGGCCAACG
Myripristis murdjan (pinecone soldierfish) is the source of this 2334-nucleotide messenger RNA. RefSeq names its product cell cycle control protein 50A-like. The transcript is spliced from 7 exons. The record is from RefSeq and is a predicted model, not a curated record. Gene Ontology annotation, biological process: phospholipid translocation. Gene Ontology annotation, cellular component: Golgi apparatus; plasma membrane; endoplasmic reticulum. Lineage: Eukaryota; Metazoa; Chordata; Actinopteri; Holocentriformes; Holocentridae. The coding region runs from base 237 to 1352 and encodes 371 amino acids.